UAGGAUAAUAACUUACAGGUAAUGCAGGCGCGUCAGAGUUCGGAAGCCUCCGCUGGGAGUAGAUGAAGGUCCAAAUCAUUCGUCUCGCGAUAACACCCGUCUCCUCCGAGACCUUCCUCCAGCAGCGGUCGUACCAGCAAGAAAAGAGUUUUGAGGGAACAUGUCUGAGCCGGUGACAUCACUCAUGGCUCUUCACUCAGAGUCACAUAAGGACAGCAUCCUGAGCAAGUUCAACAAUCUCCGGAAAAAGGAUUUAUUGUGUGACAUCACUCUCAUUGCAGAAAAUGUGCACUUCAAAGCGCACAAAGCCCUGCUGGCGGCGAGUAGCGACUACUUCUCCAUUAUGUUCACAGCAGAAGAUCAGCUUAAUCAGUCGACCUACCGACUGGAUGGGAUGGCAGCAGAGGCUGUGGCAGCGGUGCUAGAGUUUAUCUACAGAGCCCAGGUGUGUGUGCAGAAAAGUGCGACAGAGCAACUUCUGGCCACUGCUCAUCAUAUGGGGGUCAGCGACCUCGUAACAGUGCUCACUGAGCUCAUCAACACACGUGUCACUGCAGAGGUCAGAGGUGAGGAGAUCAAGGCAGAUGAAUCCGUAGUGUCGGGGCAGUUAAAACGUAAAAGAGGACGGCCAAAGAAAAGUGUGGACAUGUCAGCGGGAAGCCAUGCUCUCUGUGAAAACUCAGAGGAAGGAGCACUUGGAAAUGUGGACUGCAGGGAUGGAAAUCUGGAGUGGCAAAUUAAAGACGAUGCGGAUCAUAAUCCAGCGGCACAUCAGAGCCAGCUUUGCAAACGCAAAAUUAGACCACCGCAGAAAUAUAAGAACUACAAGAUGGGAAGUGACACAGCAGGAAGGAAAGAGCCUGGAAAAAGAAGUUGGAAGAGGAAAUACCCCAACACCGAGGCACGGUGUGAUGACUGUGGCAAAGUGUUUAAAAAACAUGUGUUUUUAAAGCUGCACCAAAAGACUCACACAGGAGAGAAGCCUUUCAGCUGCCUGGUUUGUGGAACAGGUUUCACCCAGAAACACACGCUCCUGGUUCAUCAGCGCAUACACACUGGAGAAAAGCCAUUUGUGUGCACCGUCUGUUCCAAAGCACUGGCCACCAAACAUUCCCUACAGGAACACAUGAACCUUCAUGAAGAAAAGAAAUCCUUUAGCUGUGAUAAAUGCGGGAAGGCCUUCACUCAGAAGAGGCAACUGAAGAGCCAUUACAGAGUUCACACAGGCAAAUCAUUUCCUGAAUGUGCUGUGUGUCAUCACAAGUUCAUGGACACGGCCCAGCUGAAAAAGCACUUGAGAAUUCAUACAGGAGAGAAGCCGUUCACAUGUGAGAUCUGCGGAAAGUGUUUUACAGUCAAAAACACGCUGCAGACGCACAUCAGAAUUCACAGAGGUGAGAAGCCGUAUAAGUGCAGCAUAUGCAGCAGAGCGUUUUCAGAUUCCAGUGCGAGGCGACGGCACGUCGCAUCACACUCGGGGAAGAAAGCCUUUACUUGCUUCCUCUGCAACCUGUCCUUUACCCGCCUGGACAAUCUGAAAACACACACCAAAACCCACACCAAAGAGAGAGUCACAACAGCGGAAGUACCAGAUGAGGUGCGCAGCAUUUUGCAGCUGCAAGAAUAUGAGAUUCCCCCCAACUCUGAACAGCAAAUCCAGCUGGUGGUGACAGAAGACAACAUCGAUUUAGUCCCAGGCCAAGACCAGAUCAGCAUCAUCACCACAGAGGACAUGCCGGCAGACCCAGCAAACUCUAGACUCACCCUCCUCACCCAGCCAUCAGGACAUGUGCAGAAUGUGACUCUGGUCUCUGAAAGCAGCAUGGUGGACCAGACUUCUCAGAUCCACACGCUCGGUGUGGUGGAUGGACAGAUACUGCACAGCGCUCAGCCUGAGCAGAUGCACGUUAUUACUUUAAGUAAAGAGGCAAUGGAGCACCUGCAGGCCCAGCACGGCCCUCCACAGCCCCUUCAGAUGGCGCAAAGGCCCAUCCAGCAGCUGCAGGUGAUGCACCAGUCGAUCCCCUCACAGGGACAGGGGGGGCGGGACCAACAGAACCAGGCCAUUCGCAUAAGCAGCCAGAACAGCCAGCCCAUCUCCAUCAGUCAGACCAGUGAGCACAUCUCCAGCCACCACAUCCAGGGUCAGACCUUCCAGAUCCAGGCGGGCACGGUGUCCUACCUGUACACCACCGGGCUUCCACAGGAGAGCUGACCGUUAAGACCAUGUGGCCAACCAGCUGAUAAAACUGGUGCACUUGAAUGAGUACAGCAGUGCACACCUUCACAAAGGGACAACAGUGUGAAGUUUAAAAUGAAGAAUGCUGUUGAUUAUGUUUGAACAGACUAUACAGUGGCUCCAGUCCAAAAACAUUGACAUCGACAUCCAUUGGAUUCUAUGACAUGUAACAUGAUAACUAAGCAUGACAUAUGGUGCAAACUACGUAUUCCUUUUUAAAAUCCUACUAACUAUUAAGGAGGUGCCCCCUUAAUAUAUAUUUACUGUUCAGCAAUUUGUGUUAAAGGGGGCUUGCGUCAUACGAUGCGGUUGUCAGAGGUGAGCAGAGCACUCUGAGGUGUGUCUGCAGACCAAGUUUUAUUCCCCCUAUUCUGUUUCUCAAUUAUUUUUUUCAGAUCACAUCAAAUCAGUUUUAUUUAUAUAGCGCUAAAUCACAACAGCUGCCCCAAGGCGCUUUAUAAUGCAAGACAAAAGCCAUACAAUAAUCACAGAAAAA
Messenger RNA from Thalassophryne amazonica, 2735 nucleotides. It is a transcript of the gene zbtb24, whose product is annotated as zinc finger and BTB domain containing 24. The transcript is spliced from 7 exons. Gene Ontology annotation, biological process: regulation of transcription by RNA polymerase II. Gene Ontology annotation, cellular component: nucleus. The record is from RefSeq and is a predicted model, not a curated record. Lineage: Eukaryota; Metazoa; Chordata; Actinopteri; Batrachoidiformes; Batrachoididae. Bases 161 to 2215 code for a protein of 684 amino acids. Gene Ontology annotation, molecular function: protein binding; DNA-binding transcription factor activity, RNA polymerase II-specific; RNA polymerase II cis-regulatory region sequence-specific DNA binding.